CCCCCAGCGAUGCCCAGAUGCGCCCAGAGGUGCCCAGGAGCCGGGCAGCCCCGCGUCCCUCCCCCGUGUCCCCCCCCCCCCCUCGUGUUCACGAGUUGCCGCUCGUUUUCCUUCCUUUCCCCUUUUUUUAGCAACCUCCCCCCCCCUUCCCUCCCCCCCCCCCCGGGGCCGGGAAGCCGGGGUCAGCCGGUGCCGAUAACCGGGCUGAGCCCUCGGGGCGCCUCCUCCCAGCCGGAGGCGCUGAUGCUGGACCCGUAAAGGAAAAAAUAAAAAACCAAAAAAACCCCAAGCGCAAAGUUCCUGCCGUUAGCAUCAUCCCGGCGGGGCCGGGAGCUCCAGCUCCGGGGGUGGAUAAAGGGCUGCAGCUGGGAGAUUUUUGGGGUUGGGGUCGGUGCCCCCCCCUCCUCCCCAAACCAUGGCCCUGGGGCAGCUGAGAUUCAGCGAGCUGGGUGCCGAGGAGCCACCCAUGGGCGAGGAGAGCCUGGAGGGCCUCAAGGCGCUGACGGCCAAGCUGAAGCUGCAGACGCGGCGCCCAUCCUACCUCGAGUGGGAGGCCAGGGUGCGGGGGCAGCCCUGGGGCAGCCGGACCCCCGGCGGGGCCGAGGGGAUCCCGGGGAACCCCAAGGGCGAGCGGGACGGCGGCGGCGUCUGCGGCUUCCCCACCGUGGGGGAGGCUUUGGAGUGGCUCAGGACGGAGCUGGAGCUGCAGGCUGCAGACCAGCGCCUGGCGCAGCAGCUGAUGCGCCUGCGGGCGCAGCUGCACCGGCUGAAGGUGGAGCAGGCCUGCCACCAGCACAAGGAGAUGCUGGACGACGCCACCUUCGGCCUCGAGGGCUGCGAGGAAGACUCGGAUCUGCUCUGCAACAUCCCCCCCAAGGCCGCCUUCCUGCUCUCCAUGCCGCUGAAGCACAUCGGCGUCACCCGCAUGAACAUCAACUCCCGGCGCUUCUCCCUCUGCUGAGCCUGGCGGGGCUCCGCGGGCACCCAGGGGUGCACCCAGGCUCGGUGGGGCUCGCGGGUGCCUCCUGAAGCACCGUGGGGACGGCGGGGCUGGGGCUGAGCUCCCUGGUGCAGGGGGUGCUCGGUGCUCUGGGAAAUGCCACCGUCCCCGUGGGACACAGGGCGUCCUGGGGCACCCACAGCCCUGUCCCCGGGGAUGGUGGGGUCAGCAAGGUGCACGAAAAACUUGAGGAGGAAUAAAAGGAGGCGAUGGUAAGA
This is a messenger RNA of Anas platyrhynchos (mallard), 1218 nucleotides long. RefSeq names its product family with sequence similarity 167 member B (gene FAM167B). The record is from RefSeq and is a predicted model, not a curated record. Lineage: Eukaryota; Metazoa; Chordata; Aves; Anseriformes; Anatidae.